Anopheles stephensi (Asian malaria mosquito) is the source of this 2883-nucleotide messenger RNA. Its product is annotated as calmodulin. The transcript has 4 exons. Gene Ontology annotation, molecular function: enzyme regulator activity; calcium ion binding. The coding region runs from base 678 to 1529 and encodes 283 amino acids. The record is from RefSeq and is a predicted model, not a curated record. Lineage: Eukaryota; Metazoa; Arthropoda; Insecta; Diptera; Culicidae.
GAUGCUCAUUCACGGUAUAAAGUGCGCGGCGAACGGUGGCCACACCACAGUGAGUUGUUCCACGGGAGUUGUUCCAUUCAGUACCUCACCAAAACCGGAAGCGCAUCCAGUGUGUGAAGUGAUAGCAAUCGGGGGAGGCACAGACACAGAAUGUGUUGUUGAUUGGUUCCCCGUGCGAUAGUAGUGCAAACAGAGUCGAUCUGAACUGAGAUUUUUGAUCGAAACUGGCAGUAAAUCGCUAUCAAAGCGCGAAAUUCCCCGAUACAUCUUCGGGCCGGCGUGGUGAGCAGCAGAAGCAGUGGUGCCCGGUGGUUGCUGAAUCCAAACAUUUGGACGUGGUUUGGUUUUAUGUCGCUGUAAACGAGCGGCAACCCCAGAACGAGCGCAGCAAAACCGGUCAAACAUCAUAAUCAGCUCAUCUCGCCACCCAGCAGCAGCAGCAGCAACACCAUCAAUCGCAAUCAUCGUCAGCGGUGCCGAACCCUUCCCUCCAGCGUCUGACCCUUCCCUCCACCACCUCCUUCCCGGGGACGCCGCCACCAGUACGCCGACAUCACGGAUUCUACGUAGGCUACCCACACCCCAAAAACCGUUUCAAGUUGGAAGGAAAAAUCUUCUCGGCGGUGAACAACUUUCUCACUGCAUCGACCUUCGUCAAAGACAUCAGACAACUGAUCAUGACCCGUCAGACAAACAACGACCCUUCAACGGCACCGGAAGCGGGAUCGAACGCGACGGGCGCUAACGAGCAGCAGCAAUAUUCGCACCGGCCCGAAUCCACCAGCGGCCACAGCGGUGGCCGGUCGAGCUCACGGUCCCCGAUCGAUCCGUACCGGCAGGACAGCCUCAACCAGCCGCCCAGCGACAGUUCCAGCCUGGACGGGAACGUGUUCGUCGAUGGGGCGAACGUGCCACUGCACAGCAGCAAACAGCGCCGGUCGCAAACCACCGAUUCGCUCACAUCCGGCAACAACAUCAGCUACAGCCUAAACAAACGCUUCAUCUCCAAGAACCAAAUGAAGGAGUUCCGGGAGGCGUUCCGGCUGUUCGACAAGGAUAACGAUGGGUCGAUCACGAAGGAGGAGCUCGGCACCGUGAUGCGUUCGCUCGGUCAGUUCGCACGGGUGGAGGAGCUGCAGGAGAUGCUGCUCGAGAUCGACGUGGACGGCGAUGGGAAUGUCAGCUUCGAGGAGUUUGUCGACAUUAUGUCCAACAUGACGGACACGGUGGCGGAAACUUCGGCCGACCAGGAGGAGCGUGAAUUGCGCGAUGCGUUCCGGGUGUUUGACAAGCACAACCGGGGCUACAUUACGGCGUCCGAUCUGCGGGCCGUGCUGCAAUGUCUGGGGGAAGAUUUGGACGAGGAGGAAAUCGAGGACAUGAUCAAAGAGGUGGACGUGGACGGUGAUGGACGGAUCGACUUCUACGAGUUUGUGCACGCACUGGGCGAGCCGGAAGAUUCGCAGGAGAACGACGAGGACGAUGAAAUCGUUUCGCAACGCUCCCCAUCGUUUGAUGUGCAAGUUUAAGCCGCGCCUGGUACCGGACACACGCCACAAAGAAAAGUCUACUUCUCUUCCGAUCGAGAAGCGAGAGCGCAAGUUGCAACGGACGUUAAGAAAGAGGGAAGUAUUGAAUAUAAUCGUAUUUUUGCUUCAUCAUAACUUGAACCUAGGUGUGACGGAAAACCAACAAAAAAAAAAAAGAAAAAACUCGCUCGAAAGAUACCAUUUUCAAUGUUCUGCAAGUGCACGACGAACGAUAACGAACGAUACACAGACAGACAUCCCGCACUGCUAGCAUAAAACUUACGAAAUGCCAAAUUUUUAAUGCUCUUUUUCAAUCGUAUUUACUACCGUUUAAAAAAAACCCCAACAUAAAAGAAGAAAAGCAACAAGUAUUAAGGAAAUCCACAACAUUCAAGACAAAAAAAGCAAUUACUAAAUACUACAUAUUUGAUAGACUAAUUAUCGGAAGAGUAUAUAUAUAUAUAUAUGGAGUCGGAAAAAGCCAACGGAAAGAUGAUGAGAAAUGCGACACGUUUUCCAACAUCUUUCACUCGUAAACUUCUUUUCGGGAUAUGUAACAAGCAUGUCUACAUGUUUCAAACAAUCUAGUUUCGAAUUGAGCAUUGUUUUAAGCAUGUGAGCAAGUCCUAAAAACAAUGAAAGCAGCUAUCUCAUGCGAUUGGACACUCCCUGGGCACAUGGUACAACCAGAUGUACUAACGGAACACAUAUCAACCGCAAGGAUGAUGAUGCUGAUCAAACGGUGUGUCGCGCCGAGCCGGUAGCUCUAUUUAAAUGGAAUUAUUUCGAUCAUCUUUACGUAUCGUUCUCGUUCCGAUGGUUGAGCUGUACAUUUCUCUUAUUUAGUCCCAUCCCAGCGAUCGUGCUUGAUCGUGCCGGGGGAUCGGGAAGGUAAACGUAACGGAAACUAUUAGCUGAUAGGUAUGGAAAAAUAAGAAAAGAAAUAACGCGUACGUCUCACGAUACGACACUAUUUUACAUGCAUUCGUUGCGUUGUUGCAUUGCGUAUACGUUGUACUUAAGCUUACAAAACUCUACCCCAUUUCCUGCUGGAAGCAGUUGCUGCACAUUUCCCAUUAUCUGUUUCGCUGUGAUGCUCUUACACUUGUUGAAAGCAUAUUUUGCGCAUUGUGGCGUGAAGUCGAGAGUAAAAAGAAAAUACACAAAAUAUUCACAAACCAAAAGUAUAUACCUUCUCCACUACUAUUAUCGAUAAAGAUUGCAAAUCACACAUAAGCCCGUGACCAAACUGUUUGCCAGCAAGCAUCACAACACCGUUCUCGUUGCCGCAUUAUUUGCCCAUGUACAAUCUUAAGCGUAACUCUGAACAUCAAAUAAAGGCUAAGGGAUUUUA